Messenger RNA from Coffea eugenioides, 2029 nucleotides. Its product is annotated as glycine oxidase. The transcript has 9 exons. Bases 52 to 1560 code for a protein of 502 amino acids. The record is from RefSeq and is a predicted model, not a curated record. Gene Ontology annotation, cellular component: cytoplasm. NCBI's taxonomy places the organism in Eukaryota, Viridiplantae, Streptophyta, Magnoliopsida, Gentianales, Rubiaceae. Gene Ontology annotation, molecular function: oxidoreductase activity.
GCUUCCCUCACCCCCAUCAGUAGCAGUCUUCACUCUGCUGCCUUCAAACCCAUGGCUUCGAUGCCUCUAAGAAUCGCCUCAAACUCCGUUUCGAGUCUUCUAAAUCUAACAUUUGAUGGCCCUUGUCGUUUAGCUUCGAAUUCAGGUUUUUAUGGUCUUCCGGACCAGCCGCUGAAUAAUAUACCUCUGUCAACUUCAGCUUCAGCUAAUAGAAGGACUCGUAGAUUUCUGUCCCAAGUUCCGCUCCAUGCUACCAAUGCGCCCAACCGGGAAACUAUUAAGUCCCAAUCCUCCCUUUCCUUCGACGUCGUCAUCAUUGGCGCCGGAAUCAUCGGGUUGACCAUCGCCCGACAGUUCCUCCUCUUUUCGGAUCUCUCCGUCGCCAUACUUGAUGCUGCCGUCCCUUGUGCCGGUGCCACUGGAGCUGGGCAGGGGUACAUAUGGAGGAUAAACAAGACACCUGGAGCUGAAAAAUGGGAGCUAGCAUCUAGAAGCCAUCAAUUGUGGGUUAAUCUGGCUGAGAGCUUGCAACAUCAGGGCUUGAAUCCUUUGCAGAUUCUUGGAUGGAUGAAGACUGGAAGUUUAUUGGUUGGUAAAACGAAGGAGGAAUCUACCUUGUUGAAGGCGAAGGUGAAGCAACUAUGUGAUGCUGGGUUGGAGGCAGUGUUCUUGUCCAACCAAGAUUUGCUGUUGAAAGAACCUGCGCUUGUGCUCGGAAAGGAAGGUACGGCGGCUUAUUUACCUGAUGACUGCCAAUUAGAUGCUCGAUGUGCAGUUGCAUUCCUUGAGAAGGAGAACAGGCAUUUUGCCACUGAAGGGAGAUAUGCUGAAUUUUAUCAUGAGCCUGCAACCUAUUUGUUGAGAUCUGGCAGCAGUGGAGAGGUUGAUGCUGUUCAGACUUCGAAGAAUACAAUUUUCAGCAAGAAGGCUGUUGUUAUGGCAGCUGGUUGUUGGACUGGAACUCUGAUGCAUGAGUUGAUUAAGAGUACAAACAUUAAAUUGGAUAUCCCCGUAAAGCCUCGAAAGGGCCACCUGCUUGUGGUUGAGAAUUUUAAUUCCUUCAAACUAAAUCAUGGUCUCAUGGAGGCCGGAUAUGUUAAUCACCAAUCUGCAUCUCUGCCAUCCACUGCUUCUCAUAAAAGACCCCUCUAUGAUGCCCAGGCUACAUCUGUCUCAAUGACAGCCACUAUGGAUACCUCAGGAAACCUAAUUCUCGGAAGCAGCCGGCAGCUUUUAGGGUUCAAUGUGGACGUAGAUGAGUCCAUCAUCAACCGCAUUUGGCAGAGGGCUGCAGAGUUCUUUCCUGCAUUGACAGAAAAAUCUCUGGAUGAGUUGAAGAAAAAUAGAGCAGUGAGAGUUGGACUAAGACCUUACAUGCCUGAUGGGAAACCAGUGAUUGGACCUGUUCCUGGAUGGUCAAACUUCUAUAUUGCUGCAGGGCAUGAAGGUGAAGGACUAACAUUGGCUCUAGGGACUGCUGAAAUGAUUGUUGAUAUGGUGUUGGGCAAUCCUGGGAAGGUUGAUCCCAAACCGUAUGCUGUGGAUCGGUGUUGUACAUGAAUAUGAAUAUGGGGAGAGGGACGCUUUCAUUUGCUAUUUUAAUCACCAGAUUUGAAAACUUGAUGCUUGUAUUGAAGGUUGGCCUUGAAAAGUUCUUGCUUCAUUUCACUGGCUCAUUGCUUCAAGUGGAGCUGAAUUUUGCGUGUAGUUGCACUUGUAUGUCUGACUUCUACCACCCCCGGCGGCCCCAAAAAAAAAAAAAAGAGGAGUAACUUGUAUCUCCAAGUAUAUGUGCCUAGUAGGUUGGAUAGAGUCGAACAGGACAUAUUUGACAGUCUUGUAGACGCUGCAAGUUAUGCACCAUCUUAUGUGCCUCUAAUACAACAUGAUGGUAUUUGUUGUAUUCUGUUGUAUAGGUGCUUAACACUGUAGAACUGAGAUUCUUGCUUCUAAGCAUCGAAUGAUAGCCAGGUUUAUGGAUGUGCGUUGUGCAUAUGGAGAACAGCAUUUUGUUUGUAAUAUGAGUGAC